Molecule: messenger RNA, 1635 nt
Organism: Gastrolobium bilobum
Lineage: Eukaryota; Viridiplantae; Streptophyta; Magnoliopsida; Fabales; Fabaceae
Product: nuclear envelope-associated protein 2-like
Exons: 6
Coding region: 235-1290 (351 amino acids)
Source: RefSeq, a predicted model, not a curated record
UUCAUCAUCAUCAUCCAUUUCUCAUUCUGAUUCUGGUGUGCUACGUCUCAGUUCCUUUUCCAUCAGAACCAGAGCUUCAGCUCAAGGAGACCCAAGAUCCAACGCAGAAACUGGAAUUAAGUAUAAUUCGCUUUCAUUUCAAGAUAGGAUCUGAUUUGGUUUGUACAACAUAGCACACAUUAGAUUAUUAUCUCAUUACCAGAGAAGGGUAUCAUUGGAAUAUCUCAAAUUCCCAUGUCAAUUUCUGAGAAACCAUCUUCAUCCGGUUCUUUGCCGUUGACAUCUAUAGCAGCUCGAGAUGUUGAUCCGUUGUUAAAGGAUUUGAAUGAUAAAAAGCAGAGCUUUAGGCGCAACGUGGUGUCGUUAGCGGCAGAGUUGAAGGAGCUUCGUAGUCGCCUGGCCUCGCAGGAAGAAUCAUAUGCUAAAGAAACUCUAACAAGACAGAAAGCGGAAACAAAUGCCAAGAGCAUGGAAUUGGAAAUUGACAGGCUGCAGAAGAAAUUGGAAGAAAGAAACGAGCAACUUCAGGCUUCAACCUCUUAUGCUGACAAGCAUCUGAAGGAGUUGGAUGAUCUUAGAACACAGCUUGUAGCAACGAGAGCAACUGCAGAUGCAAGUGCUGCAUCAGCUCAAUCAGCACAGCUCCAAUGUUUACAACUUCUGAAAGAGUUAGAUGAGAAAAAUAGUUCACUAAGAGAGCAUGAGGAUCGUGUUAUUAGGCUAGGCGAGCAACUAGACAAUCUACAGAAGGAUCUUCAGGCAAGGGAAUCUUCACAAAAGCAAUUGAAAGAUGAAGUUUUGAGAAUUGAGCAUGAUAUUAUGGAAACUCUAGCAAAAGCCGGAGAGAACAAGGAUUGUGAAUUGCGGAAAAUAUUAGAUGAGGUUUCUCCUAAGAAUAUUGAGAAGAUGAAUAAACUUCUGGUUGCUAAGGAUGAAGAAAUAGCAAAACUUAAGGAUGAAAUCAAGAUCAUGUCUGCUCAUUGGAAGCUCAAGACUAAGGAGUUGGAGUCACAGUUGGAGAAACAGCGGCGUGCUGAUCAGGAGCUGAAGAAGAGGGUGUUGAAGUUGGAAUUCUGUCUGCAGGAAGCUCGUUCUCAGACACGAAAACUGCAAAGGAUGGGAGAGCGACGGGACAAAGCAAUUAAAGAACUGAGAGAUCAAUUAGCAGCAAAGCAACAAAGACGAGUUGUGGAUGCAGAAGAGCAAAAUCAGAAUUUCUGGGACACCACCGGAUUCAAAAUCGCCGCAUCCAUGUCCAUGCUAGUCUUGGUGGUAUUUUCCAAGCGGUGAAACCAUUCCUGUAUCCAAAACGAUCCUUGUAUAUAGAGGAAACUGAUACCUUCUCAAGUUUAUUCUAGGAGUCUAGAGAAGCUGUAGAAGCCGUUUUGCAUUGUAGAAACACAGUUUUAGAGAUAAUCUAGAUUUAGCUUGUGCAAUAUGUAGCAUCAGCAUCUUAGGUAUGCAUCUUGUUAAAAUUUGGUAGAGAGAAUUUUGCUGUUCUUGUGGUUAUACUCUGUUUGAUUCCAGAUUAAUCGCUGCCCGUUGCGGUUGGAUACCUGAUGGUUUAUACCAAAAAAUAAAAUAAAAAUGUAGCAUCAGCAUCAUUAGUCCUUUUUUCUAUGUUCUAUAAAACUA